Molecule: messenger RNA, 1551 nt
Organism: Gracilinanus agilis (Agile Gracile Mouse Opossum)
Lineage: Eukaryota; Metazoa; Chordata; Mammalia; Didelphimorphia; Didelphidae
Product: aminopeptidase RNPEPL1-like
Exons: 6
Biological process (GO): proteolysis
Molecular function (GO): zinc ion binding; metalloaminopeptidase activity
Source: RefSeq, a predicted model, not a curated record
GUGCUGCCUUCACAUGCCUGGAGACGGCGUUCCGACUCGAUGCUCUCCAUCGCCAGAUGAAGCUCCUGGGGGAGGACAACCCCGUCAGCAAGCUGCAGGUCAAACUGGAACCAGGGGUGAAUCCCAGCAACCUGAUGAACUUGUUCACCUACGAGAAGGGCUACUGCUUUGUCUACUACCUGUCACAACUCUGUGGAGACCCCCAGCACUUUGACUCCUUCCUUCGAGCCUAUGUGGAGAAGUACAAGUUUACCAGCGUCGUCGCCCAAGAUCUUCUGGAUUCCUUCCUGAAUUUCUUUCCUGAGCUGAAGGAGCAGAGUGUGGACAGCAAAGCAGGGCUGGAGUUUGAGCGCUGGCUCAAUGCCACGGGGCCUCCGCUGGCUGAGCCAGACUUAUCGCAGGGCUCCAGCCUGACCAGACCUGUGGAGACCCUCUUCCGACUGUGGACGGCGGAGCCCCUGGAGCAGGCAGCGGCUUCAGCCAGCAGCAUCGAUAUCACCAAAUGGAAAACGUUCCAGACUGUUCUCUUCCUGGAUCGACUCCUGGACGGGUCCCCACUGCCCCAGGAAGUGGUGAUGAGGCUCUCCAAGUGCUACUCCUCCCUCCUGGACUCCAUGAAUGCUGAGAUCCGCAUCCGAUGGCUCCAGAUCGUUGUCCGCAAUGACUACUACCCAGACCUCUACAAAGUGCGGCGGUUCCUGGAGAGCCAGAUGUCUCGUAUGUACACCAUCCCGCUCUAUGAGGAUCUUUGCACCGGGGCCCUCAAGUCCUUCGCUUUGGAAGUUUUCUACCAGACCCAGGGCCGGCUGCACCCCAACCUUCGGAAAACGAUCCAGCAGAUUCUGGCCCAGGGCCUGGCCUCUCCUGCCCCCUCGGACACCCCGACCCUGGCCAUUGCCACAGACACACCAGCCCUGCUGCUGGAGGACAAGCCCCCCGAAGCCACAAAUGGUGCCAUCUCUCUCAGGGACGUCAAUGUGUCUGCCUAGCCCCAGCCUCCCGUGCGGGCCCCGGCGGUAGUCUCUUGGUUCGGGAUCGCUCGGCGAUCCCAGCUUCCAAGCUGAAUGUGCCUUCCCAUACCCAUCCUGGAGGGGGCUCGGGCUAUUUUCCAAGCGUACGUUGGAAGGGGCUCCCUCCACUGGGCACCUAAACCCUCCCUGAGCCCAGAGCAGGGGCUCGUGGCCGGGGCUCCCCGAAAGGACUCCUUGGUACUCCGAGAAGUCUGGCCAGCCGCCGUCCAGGGAGGGGCUCUUGUCAAGGGGCAGUUGGCCACUUACCUCAGGGUUCAGGGUUGCUUAGGGGAUGGCAGGGAUUCCCUGCCCCUUGGGAAACAAGCAACCUCAUUACCACUUCUUGGGCUGGGAAAAAGCUAGGAGGGACUCCUGCGAAAGGGCGACCUCCCUCGAGCCUCGACCCUCCCAGACCGCCCCGAGUUCGCCCUUGUCCAGUCUGCGGCAGGAUGGGCCCAUCCUCCUGGGAGGGGGCCUCGUGUGUGUCUCAUGAUGAGGCUUUGGGGGCACAGCAGGUGAGAGCGGCCCUUCCCUUCUCCUC